AUGUCGGAUACUUACCUUCCAAGGGGAGGCUCUGAAACUUCCCUCAACUCCGCUGCAGACCCGGGCGAUGGCUCCGGAAUCGCCUCACCCCGAACCAGUACGGACUCCCGCCCUUCCACAAGCCAACACCGCCCGUCGCAUAUGCCUCCUGCAAAUCAGCCACACCGCCAGAGCUUGAGCGAGACGCUGCGUGGUCCCCCGGGAUCGCCUCGUACACGUCGACAACCAUCCCUGAACCAGGCCGCUCUCCAGAGCUUGAUCGAUAACCCCCCACCCCCCAAGACUGUUGACUCGGCUUUUGUUGGUCGUGACUGGCGAGAGAUCUCCAUUGGGGAACUUGUUAGCCCGGAGGACCUUCAAUUUGUUGAGUUGGACACAGGAAUUGAAGAAGCAACGACCAUACUGAUUGACUCUGGUACCUCAGUCCUACUAAUUCGCGAGUCUCCCGAGCAUAAUUCUGCUGUUGCUACCUUUGAUUACUCUGAUCUCAACACCUAUCUUCUUCUCGCUGCUGGAUUGACCCUCCCAGCGGAGGAACACCGCGCGUCGUAUGAUGAACUUGCCAAGAAAGCUCGCGAGGGGACGAAGAUUCCCCUCAAAGAUGUAAAGGACUUGGGCAUGGAGAAUGAGCCAUUGGUAACAAUGCCAGCUACAGCAAAUGUUCUGGCCGCCGUCGAAACAUUUGGCGGUGGAAUUCACCGCGUUGUUGUGACAAAAGAAGCCGACGAUAACGAGGUGAUUGGUAUAUUCAGUCAGUUCCGACUCGUCAAGUUCUUAUGGGAGAAUGGACGUAGCUUCCCUAUAAUUGAUGAGCUAUAUCCCCAGGCUCUGAAUGCACUGCAGCUCGGAUCACAAAGUGUGAUUUCUAUCAACGGCGACAAGCCUCUCAGCGAAGCCCUCCAGAUUAUGAACAGUGAGGGGAUAACUUCACUCGUCGUGGUGGAUAAUCAUAUGAACGUGAUCGGCAAUAUAUCUGCUACAGACGUCAAGCUCCUGACUCGGUCCUCGUCAUUGCCUCUUCUUCAGAACACAUGCACACACUUCAUCUCCGUGAUUCUGUCCACCCGCGGCUUGAUCGAAGGCAAAGAUUCUUUCCCCGUUUUCCAUGUGCACCCGACCUCGACCCUGGCCCAUACAGUGGCAAAGAUGGUCGCGACUCGAUCGCAUCGGCUCUGGGUGACCGAUCCGCUCUCCCCAUCAUCGUCAGGACCGCCAACUCCUUCGCAUUCGACCCCACACAUUCCUCUAGCUACACCGAACAACGCUGUGUCUCCGCCACCAUCCCCUCUCCCCCAACCUACGACCUCUAUACAGGCCCCUGACUAUGCCACGCCGCAUCUUCCGGCACCACCCCAGCCUUUCUCAGGCAAUGGCCUGUUCUCUCACCCUAGUGGAGUUACACCUCUCGCACCUUCCAUUCCAGCCUCUUCUCUGCCCGGUGCCCGUCUGUCAGGACGCCUCGUGGGCGUGGUAAGCUUGACUGAUAUUCUCAACAUGCACGCUCGUGCCACAGGCCUCAGUCCUGCAGACCCGGCCGAGUCUCGCCGCCGACGACGCAGCAGCUCGUCAAGCAUGAAUUUCCGUCGCAGCGGCGAGGUUGGCCGCGAGCUAUUCAGCCGGGGCGGCAUGUAA
Penicillium atrosanguineum is the source of this 1632-nucleotide messenger RNA. RefSeq names its product CBS domain-containing protein. Gene Ontology annotation, molecular function: aspartic-type endopeptidase activity; protein serine/threonine phosphatase inhibitor activity. Lineage: Eukaryota; Fungi; Ascomycota; Eurotiomycetes; Eurotiales; Aspergillaceae. Gene Ontology annotation, biological process: regulation of mitotic metaphase/anaphase transition; proteolysis; cellular response to glucose starvation. The transcript is spliced from 5 exons. The coding region runs from base 1 to 1632 and encodes 543 amino acids. The record is from RefSeq and is a predicted model, not a curated record.